Molecule: messenger RNA, 1277 nt
Organism: Armigeres subalbatus
Lineage: Eukaryota; Metazoa; Arthropoda; Insecta; Diptera; Culicidae
Exons: 2
Coding region: 6-1019 (337 amino acids)
Biological process (GO): DNA integration
Molecular function (GO): nucleic acid binding
Source: RefSeq, a predicted model, not a curated record
CCUAUAUGGACCGUGACGUUGAAAAUCGUGUGCAAGAAUGUGCUGGUUGUGCUUCAGUUAGCUUACAAGGAACGCCAGAGCCAAUGCUACGCAAAGAGAUGCCUGACCGUGCGUGGCAGGAUUUGGCAGUGGACUUUUUCUCGGCUAAGGAAUGUGCCACGUUUUUAGUAUUGGUAGAUUACUAUAGCCGAUUUCUAACUGUUAUUGAAAUGAAAGCUACGAAUGCAUCAAAGACCAUCGAGGCAUUGGAAGGCAUUUUUAAAGAGCACACCUACCCAGAAACAAUUCGUGCUGAUAAUGGCCCACCUUUUGCUAGCGAAGAGUUUUCGAACUACUGCAUCCGUAAAAACAUUCGCCUGGUUCGUACCAUUCCGUACUGGCCCCAAAUGAAUGGGCUAGUCGAACGACAAAACCAAGGAAUUCUGCGGACUUUGCGAAUUGCCAGGUCGAUGAAAGAAGAUUGGAGAAAAGCUAUCAGUGAAUAUGUGUAUUCGUACAAUACAACUCCACAUUCUGUCACGGGUAAAUCACCCAUGGAGCUGCUUACAGGAAGACCUGUGAAGGAUCUGUUGCCUUCUCUAAGGACGGAGCCGUACUGGAGGCGUGAUGAGGAAGUACGUGACAAGGACAGCAUCAAGAAAAUGCAAGGAAAGUUGUACGCAGAUAAACGACGACAAGCGAAAAAUUCAGAUAUAGCGGUCGGAGAUACCGUCAUGAUAAAAAAUUACGAUCUGGGCAAGUUGGAACCUAGUUUCCGAUCCGAAAAGUACUCAGUAAUCCAGAGGAGCGGGAGUGAUGUUGUCGUACUGAGCGAAGAUGGGGUUAAAUAUCGACGUCCCGUGGCCCAUUUGAAGAAAUGGCCAACGUCAUGUAAUGGAGACGAUUUUCCACAGCCAAACACUCAGGAACCACGGAGAGCAAUUAUUGAAAACGGAACAGGAGAGCCCGAUUCCAGCGAAGUAACAACCCCGAAGCGACCUAGAAGAUCCGCUAAAUUACCAGCACGGUACAACGAAUGAUCAAAUGAGAUUGAUUGUAUUUUUUAUAAACUUUCCGACAUUUUUAUAAUUCAUCCGCAAUAUGUAUAACAUUUUUUUUUGGACCAGGUGAGGAAUGUAGAGUAGAUACAAAUAGCAUUCGUGAACCCCUCGUGGAAAUACUCUCAGGAGAUUAGAAUUAAGAAAUGAGAGAGGCAAAUAGGUUGUAAGUUUGUAGAGAACACAAGGCUAGUUAGUUGAGUUGUUACCUUACUCGUGGCAGGUCAAAUAAAGUGUUGC